CAAAGUUACAACCUAGUUCUGUCAUCACCAUAUCGACAACUGUCCCUCAAAUCUUUCUCCCAAAGGUUCCGUGCAUUACUCUACAUACCUUUUGAAUUCGUCAGGCUCCAGGUCACACAGGGGCCCGCGCGACGCGACUGCUUAAGACUUGACCAGGUAUCCUUGAGUCGGUAAUCGAGCUUCACACGGCACCAACUUCCUUUCUGAGAGUGUCGAUAACUCUUCUUCCUUCCUCGCUAGGGCAAUCGACUGCGUCAUAGUUACCCUGGCUGUAUUGUGAUGCUCAAACUACGAGUCUAGAAGUUGCGAAGCCGUUCCAGGUCUCCACGGAUUCUAGAUGGCAUCGAUUAUCGUGGCACAACAGGGUGAACCAUCAGACUCGGAGCUCAGCGAUCACUUUGAUGCUUUGCCGCUACGUUCAAUACACCCGCAAACCCCAGACUCUUGUGAUGCUGCGCUGUUCAAUGGACAAGAGGAUCAAGAAGUAGCUGACCCUCAAAACAUACCUGUUUCCGGGCCAACCGAUACGGUGAUUCCACGCCCUCACGGCGUCUCAAACAUACCACAACAAACUCGUUCACAAUAUGCGGCUUUGCCGAAUGAAGAUGUGAUCGAGGAGGCUGAUUACGAUCCGCAUCCCACAGAGUCGUCUACAGGCGAUCUGACGAGCGUAAACAAACUUUUCUGGAGACCAUCCACUCUCCGGUGGCCUGUCUUGCUCUCAACACUUAUUGUCGCUCUGGUCCUUGGCUUGGGAGUUAUUUUCCUCCUGGUUUAUUCGGCUGCAAACGAUGGCCUUGGUCCGGACGAUGGUUCUGCUGCUGUUCUUUUCGGUUGGCGCUUCGUGCCUACCCUUGUCACUGUCCUGUACGCUAUUCUCACGACGAUGACGUUUAACGACGCUCGACGAACGGAACCUUUUGCGCAGAUGUCUCACGUGCUUGGCGCCUCAUCAGCUUCAAGCGUCUUCAAGAAACCCGAACAAUGGUGGAGUAUACUAGGGAAUAGUCUAAGGAAGCAUAAAAAUCACGGCAGUCCUAACUAUCUUCUCCCGGUAGCCGUACUUGUCAACGUCAUCAGCUCUCUUCUCAUCAAUACUUUGUCCUCGGCUCUCUUACAAAGCCAGCUUGUCGAACUAGUUUCACACGUUCCCUUCACUAGAUACGGGAUUUCGCAAGAUCAGCCAAUUCGCAUGGCGGCCAAUGACCUCAUCUACUUCCGAACAAUAGGCAGUAUUCUUCAAAAUCUUACAACAUCCGCUUGGCUUACCGACAGGUACGCGGUGGUUCCAUUUUCACCCUCGUCCGACUCAGUGAACCUUGGCACUGCAGUGACAGACAGAGCUCAGCAAUGGCAAUCUAACGCGACUGUGCUAUCCCUCGAGCUGAAUUGUGAGAAAAUGAAUAUCCACUCCUCAAUCUGGUCGAAGAGCUUAGAUUUCCAUUCAUUAUUGCUGACAGACACUCAUGGAUGCGAGGCCGGCAUCAAUGGGUAUUCUCAAUAUCUCACCAAGUCUGGCGGUGGGUCGUGGUUUGCACCACCCAAUUUUACAGUGCCAGUAUGGGACGACGGAAAUGAUGAAGGUGCACUUUACUAUAACAGCACACAACAGUGCAAUGGUCGACAGAUUAUUCUGUCGACAAACGGCCCUUGGCAGGGUGAAACGAUAAAUUCUUGGAACGAGUUCUUUAAAGCCGCAGCGUGGUCGUGCCAGACCACGUAUUAUGCUGCCACCAUGCCUGUUACUGCGUCAACCGCCGCCAACGGUACCAUUCUAGAGAUCAACGACGCAGCCUUCGAUGCUGGUCGAAGUCUGCUGCAGAAUACCAUUCUUGAUCAAACCAGCUUUGAUGCCGCGUUCUUGGACAAAAAUUGGACUAGCAUGUUAUACACCGCAAACCCCACCGGGCAGGCGAAUUUCGGAGGAGUGUCCGCUCUUCUGGCUGCUCUUUAUGAUUUCGACCCCGCCAGAAUGAUCGAUGCCGACUCUGUUGCUGAAAAUGCCAGAAGAAUUAAGCAACAUUUCCUAGGAGAAAUGGUUUUGGCUACUGUCACGGACAACAAGCCGAUUUUGCAAGCUGGCCAGGUCAUCGACACGCAGCGCAGAGUCGUUGUUAACCUUCCCAUCGGGAUCUCUCUAGCUGUACUCUUUAUCAUCUCUGCGGGCCUGGUAGCCGCUGCGUGGUUCCUGUCAAUUCGACGCCCUCUGAAUCUGCACAAUGAUCCUUCUUCGGUAGCGGCUGUUGUCAAGCUCAUUGAUGGUAACACCCUUAUUCAAGGUUGUUCCAAGACUUUAGAUCCGGACAAAGUUGGAGGGCUGUAUGAAAGACUAGGGAGUACGAGGCACUUUUUACUGGACGGAUCCUUGUCGUCAAUCAAAAGUCUUGCCGAGAAUUCAGAGAACGACAAUACUCCUCAUAUGCCGAGCCGCGACUGGAGACCCUUUGCCGUUCGACGACUUGGUGGUCUUCUGUUAUUACUACUCCUUGCUCUCAUAUUUGCUGGAAUCCUUACACUCUUCAUCCUGGCAAGCACGACCGGCCUCUACGAGUCUGCCUUUACAUAUCGAACUGACUUGGCCCUUUCUAGUACUCACCUAUUCACGCUCGCACCUUAUUCGAUAGUGCCCACUUUCCUGGCCGUUGCUGUGAGCCUGUGGUGGGAUAGCCUAGAUGAGACGUUUCGCAGAUUACAGCCUUAUGUUGCGAUGGCACAAAAGGCUGUACCUGCUUCGCCUAAUAUUGGAUUAUCAUAUCUGUCUACUUACUCAAUCGGCUCUGUGGCAAAGGCUUUAUGGCGUAGACACUGGCUGGUUACCGUGGUAUCUGGCGGCGGUGUCCUCGCUCAAGUUUUGACAGUGUCGAUGUCAGCAUUGUGGCAGAGAACGGACGGAUCUCGACCUGGUGAUAUGAACCUCAUCCGCAAUUUAGAGCCGAGAACUCAGCCGUUUGAGUAUAUCUACCUCGUUGGCAAUGCCAUGGGCGGAGGAGAUCCUACAGGACAAACAACUCUCUCCAGCUUUUACGGGAACUUGUCCACAAAUUGGUUAUACAGUGCCACAAUGCAACUCGUUUACAACGGGUCAGAACCGGCUUGGAGCAGAGAUGGCUGGAGCUUCGUACCAGUGAACUUAUCCUCUAUCGUCGACUCACAUAUUUACAAGAAAACGCCUUCGGUGAAUACUUCGACCUCAAGCGCGGGUUCAGGCUCUCUCAAAAGUGUUAACGUUACGCUCACAACUCCUGCAGUAAGAGCUACUAUGGAGUGUAGUUCGAUAGAGUCUGCGAAUAAUCCAUCAAACUGGGCGACCGAGUGGGACCUAACUGACCCUUCAGUUUGGAAUGUUUCAGUGAACCCUACCGGACUACAGAAGGGAUUCGGAAUCAACAUGCAGAUGGAGCUUGGUCAGGACGCUGCAUUCUCAACAACACCGAUCCUUAGUCGAGAAAGAACGCUUUUAUGCUGCUUAAACCUUUCAAGUACGGCCGGUGGAUCGUCAGCCAUCGGUUACUGGUCAAUUAACUACAAACAAGGCCAAGUGUACGAUUUCGAAUCAGAUUCUGGUCCUUACCCCCGGAACCUUACAAUAAAGUGGAUCCGAGGUACCGCUGUCCAACAGUACUACUUAAUGAACUCGUCUUAUGAAUUCAGCAGGGGCGAAGGCGAGGAUUUUCGGCGUUUGAUCUGGCAAGAGGCACCUAAAAUGUCCGCGCUGAAUUGCCAGCCUCGAAUUCAGUGGACCAAUGCCAGCGUGACUGUCGACAUGACAACAGGUCAGGUCUGGCAGUACAUCAUCGCUGACACGCCAGAGGCGUUCGACUGGCCCUGGAGUGACGUCUAUCUUCCACACAAGUACUCGGGCCCAGGCGACGAUCCAGCUGCAGGCAAUUUUCACGACCAGAUCACCGUAAGCUAUGGCGUACUGUUCCAAGACGCUUUACUAUUUGCAUCCGACCUGCAAAUACUGUGGCCAUCGGGCGGGAGUAUGGAUAGCCAGGUCGAGGAUCUCAACGACAAGAAUUUCAAUAUCCGUCUGCCUCAACAGGGCCUUAACACCGAUCUCAUGUCAUACUCAAUGUACCAGCUCGCAAACGGCGACCUAGAUGUGCUGAUGGACCCGACACAAAUGGCGGCUCUCGGCGGGAAAGUUUUCACCACCUUCUUUCAGCAUUUCAUUUCUGCGAGUGUCACUCCCAGCGGAGGUUGGGGCUUCCAGAAAAUCGGCUCGACUCUAGCCCCUGACCUCGGCCCUGCCCUCGACAGUAUCGGCUCAUCAGUUCUGUCGACGUACCAGGAUCAAAACACGAGCCUGACCUCGGAUACGCGUGUCCCUGUCCACGUGGAAAUCGAAGUUGAAGUCCUCCAGAUGUCCCCCGCUGCGGUGUAUGUCUCGCUGAGUAUACUGUUCGUCCUAGGACUAAUCACGCUCCUCGUGUAUUUACUGGGGUAUCGAUACUUCCGGCAUUUGCGACACGACUUCGACAACCUCGCCAGCGUCGUCGCCCUCGUGUAUGACAGUCCCAAGCUGCAGGCUUGGGUGCGGACGCAUCCGGAUCCGAGACAAUGGGGUGGGAGCCUGAGGACCAGUGGUGUAGCAGCAGAUAUGCCGCUCGUGCGACUUGGCACGUUUAUCGGCACGGCGGGUCACGAGAGGUGGGGAAUAGAAAUCGUCGACGAAGGCGUCGACGAGAAGAAGUGUAGACAGCUUUAA
Cladophialophora immunda is the source of this 4711-nucleotide messenger RNA. RefSeq lists its product as uncharacterized. The record is from RefSeq and is a predicted model, not a curated record. The coding region runs from base 338 to 4711 and encodes 1457 amino acids. The transcript has 2 exons. NCBI's taxonomy places the organism in Eukaryota, Fungi, Ascomycota, Eurotiomycetes, Chaetothyriales, Herpotrichiellaceae.